Setaria italica (foxtail millet) is the source of this 2541-nucleotide messenger RNA. Its product is annotated as thioredoxin domain-containing protein 9 homolog. The coding region runs from base 126 to 698 and encodes 190 amino acids. The record is from RefSeq and is a predicted model, not a curated record. Gene Ontology annotation, biological process: microtubule cytoskeleton organization. NCBI's taxonomy places the organism in Eukaryota, Viridiplantae, Streptophyta, Magnoliopsida, Poales, Poaceae. The transcript has 3 exons. Gene Ontology annotation, cellular component: cytoplasm.
UCACUCGCAACAUUCCCAACAACCACCUCCGUCCCUCUCGCUCCCCACUCCUCACUCUCCGGCGUUCGCUUCCCAAAUCCGAUCUCGGCCAGCCGCCGGCGUCACCUCCCUCCUACUGCGCCGCCAUGGACGAAGUCGUCAGCCAGAUCCUGGAGAAGCAGGUGCUGACGGCCGCGAAGGCCGUGGAGGACAAGCUCGACGAGGAGAUCUCCGCGCUCGACCGCCUCGACCCCGACGACAUCGAGGCCCUGCGGGAGCGCCGGAUCCAGCAGAUGCGCCGCGCCGCCGAGCGCCGCGCCAAGUGGCGCGCGCAGGGGCACGGGGAGUACGCCGAGGUCCCCGAGAAGGAGUUCUUCUCCGCCGCCAAGGCCAGCGAGCGCCUCGUAUGCCACUUCUACCGCGACAACUGGCCAUGCAAGGACCAUAGUUAUGCCCAGUUAAACCCGGCACAGUGGGAGCAAUCGGUGACUGUAAAGGAAUGGUGGAUGCACAUGGGCGCCCUGGCGGGGGUCCCCAAGAAAGGACUCCACUCCCUACUAUUGCUCGUCUCUUGGCAGUUGUGGCUAGAGAGAAACGCUAGAACCUUCCAAAGAAAAGAACGCCCGGCUCAUGUUUUAAUGCUACAGAUCAAAGAAGAGGAUCGUGCUUGGGAGAUGGCCGGCGCGAAGCACCUGGCCGGCCUGUUGGGAGAGAUUUAGGUCUCUUGUUGUGUACAGUUCGGGCAGCCUCCUGCCUGGUUUUUGUUUUUCAGCUCUCCUUUUUUGAGCUCCAAUUUUCUUUGAUCACCAGUCUGCUGGGGCCAGUUACUUGUAAAUCUCUUCUAUAUCAAUAGAAAUGGCGCAAUCUGUUGCCAUUCGUUCCAAAAAAAAAAGAGGUGCAAGAGGGACUGGGGCCGAGUCCUAGAUUAUGUUAUGUGUGCUUGCCGAUCACAGCACAGCAACUAAUUUGAUGCGAGUUUAGGUGGAGAACUUGCGCGACAAGUUCCUCUCAGUUGUUAUCCGAGAAGAUCACAAAAUAUCCAACAUUCAACCUGUUGUGUUAAUCUUUACUUGCAUCUUACAGAAAUUUCUCUUAGCAAUCUCUGUUUAGAAUACUGAUUUGGAGGGUCAGCCAAAAGUUUGAAGCUGACCCUAUCUGAAAAGGAUUUGUACUUGACUAGUGCGUUGAUCAACUCAAAAUACUUGCACACUUAAAGGGGCUUUCAAGUAGAUAUAUGCUGGAUUAUUUUUUAUCAACCCAUUCAAAUGUAUGUCAGGUCUGUGCCUUUAGCAAAAUAUCCCCAAAAUAAUGAUAAUGUAUUGUUAGGAUUUAUCAGUAUGAGCUAUCAAGUGUUGUUUUGGAUAAUUGUUCUUUCACAUCUCGGCCACUUUUGGCACUAUGGCACCACGUAAGAAACAUUCACAAAAGACUUAUAUUCACUAGGAACUCACCGAAGGAUGGCACAGAUAUUAUGUUAUCACUUGCCAGUUUCUUUGUGAGCGAAUGUUAUCACUUACCAGUUUAUGUGCCACUGGUAGACGCGUCCCGCACCAGAGGCAUGUUCUUAGACUUGAAGUGCUAAUGUCCCAGUUGUUGCAAUGCUGCUGCUCAAGCUUUAUUUUUUCAGCCCCUCAUUUGAGUGAGUGCACGUACUGCACCUGUAUUUUAAGUGGGAUUUUGUUGUACUGCACAUUUUAUUUAGCAUUUCAGCAUUUCUUCAAUUGGAAGAUACUUGAUACGUAGCAUAAGCCAAAGGUUUGCACUGAUGUUAUCUGCAUUGAGACAGUUUGUAGAGCCUCCACUAGAGAGGAUGGCCACCUGGGUUCCGAGUACUUCCAGGUUGUGUGGGUAUCCCCCUAGAAAGUUCUAUAUUCCCCUCUCUUUAUGUGUUUUCCCCCUAAAUAAGUUUUUCAAAGCUGAUGGACGGUUUGGAAGCUAGCUUCCUCUCUCUCCCUCUCUCUUUUCUUUUUUCUUUCCUUUUUUUGUGCCAGCUCUAUUUCCGAUGCAAAUGUCAAGUUUGGGGGCAAGUCUCUAGGAAAUGUGUUAGUCUUAGAAGCAGUUGGAGAGUGUUACGUGGUAGGUUAGUAGAUGGGGAGGUGGCUGUGGGAGGAUUAUCGACAAGUGGGUGUCAGUGGGAGAAGAUGAUGACUUGUGAAGGCUAAAACUGACAAUUUGCACAAAUAACAUUUUUUUAAAUGGCUAAUAAGUAUUAUGGUUGGUUGUAAAAGUAGCCCAUGCUACUAAUCAUUUGUGUGAAUCUGUUGAAUCAUGCUUCUGGAUAUUGCUAUAGGCCAUAGAUUGACUUCUUGAGUUUGCAACCCUGAUAACAACCUUUCUAUUUCCAUAUCCAGAAGGGAUAUCCAGAAUUCCAGGUAGAUCUCUUCAUGUAAAUCACCAUGGAGGAAAAUAUCCUUCGCAUCCAACUAUUGAAGGAACCGCUCAAAGUUGAGGAUGCACAAAUCGAUAUUCUUAUCAUUGUUUAUCCUUACCACUUAUGCAAAUGUAUCAUUACAGUUUCUUACAUGUGCUUUAUUAUAACCUUGGGAGUAUUGCGUUCUUGCC